This is a messenger RNA of Plasmodium gallinaceum, 1248 nucleotides long. RefSeq names its product conserved Plasmodium protein, unknown function. The coding region runs from base 1 to 1248 and encodes 415 amino acids. The transcript has a single exon. NCBI's taxonomy places the organism in Eukaryota, Apicomplexa, Aconoidasida, Haemosporida, Plasmodiidae. The record is from RefSeq and is a predicted model, not a curated record.
AUGAAGUAUGAAAAACAGUUAAAAAAUAACACGAAUGCUUUAAAUUUACAUACUGAAGAAAAAAAUAAAGAAAAUGAAGGAUUUAAAAAUGAAGUUAAGAAUCAAGAAAAAACAGAAUUAAAAAAUAAAGAAAGUUAUAACUCUUCAGUUCAUUCAAAUUCUAAUAAUUCCCAAUUAAAACAAAAUUUAGGAAAUUUGCUAGGAUUAUAUUAUUCAAGUGAAGAGGAAAGUGAAGGAAAUAUUGAAGAGAAGAAUCAAAUAAUAAACAAACAUAGUAGUAAAGAAGAAAAUACAAAUGAAUGUAGUUACAAAAACAUAAAUGAAGAAAAAAUUAUCGAAAAUAAAAAUGAAAUCAAAAAUUUAAGUAAAGUUAGUUGUGAAAAUGAACAAAUCAGUGAAAUUAUGAAUGAAAAAAAAACUGAUAACAAAGGUAAAAAAGUGAUUGAGAUUAAAAAUGAAAGAAAUCCUAAUAAUGAAAGCAUAAAUAAAGAUGAAAUUAAAAAUAAUAUAAAAAUUAGUAAUGAAAAAGAACCUAUAAAAAAUGAUUGCAGUCAAGAAGGCGCAAAUGAAUGCAAUACACAAAGAAAAUAUAUCAAUGAAAACAAAAUUUCAUUGAAAAAUCUGAGUGAAAUAAAUGAAAACUAUGAAAGUAAAAAUGACAAUUUUAAUACUAAUACAAAUAUAGGCUUUAUGAAUGAAGGAAAUAAUGUAGUACAUAAUAAAAAUUAUUCACAUAUUCACGAAUACAAUAAAUUACCAAUUAAUAAUAUAAAUAAUAUUUAUAUGAACUACCCAUAUAAUAUGUAUGAAAAUAAUAAUUAUCUAUACAAUAAUUUAAAUAAUAAUCUGUUAAGUUAUGAUAUGAAUAAUAAUUCAUUACUACAUACAAAUAAUAUUAACGUAACUAAUAAAUCUGAAAAUAUUUAUAAUGGUUUGGGAUUUUCUAAAAAAAAAGAGUUGAACGUAGAUUUAGCAAAUAUUCCUAUAAUAGAUCAAAGUAAAAUACUAAGUGGAUGGAAACCUAAUAUAACACAAGAAGAAAAAAAAAGUAAAAAAUAUAAUAUAAAGACAAAAGUUUAUAAUCCAAUUAAUAAUACUUUUGAUAAAGUUAUUAUUCAUGGGAAAAAUCAAAAACGAAAACAUCAAAUAAAUUGGUUAGCUAAGGAAGCAGUUGAAAAAGAAUACGAAAUUUUGCAAAAAACUAAUUACAAUAAAAGAAGAACAACUAAUGAAAAAUAUGGAUGGUAA